Molecule: messenger RNA, 3408 nt
Organism: Sesamum indicum (sesame)
Lineage: Eukaryota; Viridiplantae; Streptophyta; Magnoliopsida; Lamiales; Pedaliaceae
Product: C2 calcium/lipid-binding plant phosphoribosyltransferase family protein
Source: RefSeq, a predicted model, not a curated record
AACUCUCUCUCUCUCUCUCUAAAACAGAACCACCUUUCUCUUUCUUUCUCUCUCUAAGCUUUUUCCUCCUCAUCGCACUGCUACUAUCUGUACAGCAUCUCUGCCUCAAGAUCCAAAAAGAAGACAAAGAAAUUCACAUUCACCAUUCACGUUUCACAACGCCAACUUUUUUUCUGAAAAGAUUUCACUACAAUGGCAGAGAAUUGCAGCAGAAAACUGACUGUAGAAGUGUGUAAUGCCAAGAAUUUGAUGCCGAAGGACGGCCAGGGAACGGCGAGCGCCUACGCCAUAGUCGAUUUCGAUGGCCAGCGCCGCCGUACGAAGACUAUUUUCCGGGAUCUAAAUCCCCAGUGGAAUGAGAAGCUCGAGUUUCUGGUGCACGACGCCGCUACCAUGGUGGAGGAGACUCUGGAACUCAAUAUAUACAACGAUAAGAAGACCGGGAAGAGAAGCACUUUUCUCGGAAAAGUGAAGAUUUCGGGGAGCACUUUUGUGAAAGCCGGUGAUGAUGUGCCGUUGGUUUAUUAUCCGUUGGAGAAACGAAGUGUUUUUUCUCAGAUCAAAGGUGAGAUCGGUUUGAAAGUUUGGUAUGUAGAUGAAGAGCCUCCACCGGCGCCGGCGCCGGAGAAGAGUGAAACUCCGGUUCCGGCUGCGGAGGAGGAGAAACCACCGGAGAAGGAGAAGGAGAAGGAAGAGGAGAAGAAGCCAGCGGAAGCCACGGAAGAGAAGAAAGAAGAGGAGAAAAAGGAAGAAGAGCAAAAACCCGCCUCAGAGGAGGCAAAGAAGGAAGAGAAACCACCGGAGAACGCUCCGCCACCGCCGCCUCCAACACCGCCCACGUCGACUGAAGUAGAGCAUCCACCAAUUGCUCAACAAAAACCCACGCAGAACCCAGAGAAAUCCAUUAUCUCCGAAAACUCGAAGAACAUGGAAAUCGAAUCAAAGCUCUUCCAAAAAAUCUCCAGCGGCAAAGCGGAUCGAAGAAUCGCCUUCGAUCUCGUCGAUCAGAUGCCGUUCCUCUACGUCCGUGUUGUGAAAGCCAAGAUUUCAAAUCCAGAAGCAGAGUCUUCCUUCUGCGCAAAGCUCGUGAUCGGCACUCAUAGCAUCAAGACCAAAUCACAGGAAGCGAACAAAGAAUGGGACCAGGUUUUCGCAUUCGACAAAGAAGGCCUGAAUUCGACUUCGCUCGAAGUCUCCAUCUGGACUCAGAAGAAGAACGCAGAGAAAGACAGCGUCGAGGAGACCUCCGCUGGAACGGUGUCGUUCGAUCUGCAGGAGGUGCCCAAACGAGUGCCCCCGGACAGCCCAUUAGCCCCUCAAUGGUACAGCUUGGAAGGAGAUGGGUCGCCGGGAAAUGACGUCAUGCUGUCGGUGUGGGUCGGAACUCAAGCAGACGAGGCUUUUCAGGAGGCGUGGCAGUCGGAUUCCGGAGGGUUGAUACCGGAGACCCGAGCCAAGGUUUACUUGUCUCCGAAGCUGUGGUAUUUGAGACUAACGGUCAUCCAAACCCAAGAUUUGCAGCUUGGUUCGGGUUCGGAGCCUAAGGUUCGGAGCCCGGAGCUCUAUGUCAAAGCCCAACUCGGCGCACAGUUGUUCAAAACGAGCCGAACAAGUAUCGGCUCCUCCAAUCCUACGUGGAAUGAGGACUUGAUUUUCGUAGCCGCCGAGCCGUUUGAGCCGUUUCUAACCAUCACAGUGGAGGAUGUUACAAAUGGGCAAUCUGUGGGGCACGCUAAGGUCCAGGUGGCUACGGUGGACAAGCGUACGGACGACAAAUCAGAGCCUAGAUCAAGAUGGUUUAAUUUAAUUGGAGAUGAGAACAAACCAUACGCUGGGAGGAUACACGUGCGGGUUUGCUUGGAAGGUGGGUAUCACGUGCUUGACGAGGCAGCUCACGUGACCAGUGAUGUUAGAGCCACUGCCAAGCAGCUAUCCAAGCCACCAAUUGGGCUACUUGAAGUGGGCAUUAGGGGUGCUACUAAUCUGCUCCCGGUCAAGACAAAGGAUGGUACACGUGGGACCACCGAUGCCUAUGUGGUGGCCAAGUACGGGCCGAAGUGGGUCCGGACACGAACAAUUCUUGAUCGCUUUAAUCCACGAUGGAAUGAGCAAUACACGUGGGAUGUGUACGAUCCUUGCACCGUGCUAACUAUUGGCGUGUUCGACAAUGGAAGGUACAAGCAUGACGAUGCGGGGCUCAAGAAGGAUGUGAGAUUGGGGAAGUUGCGGGUACGACUCUCCACGCUCGACACCAAUCGAGUGUAUGUUGGUACGUAUUCGCUUAUGGUGUUGCUCCCAGGAGGGGCUAAGAAAAUGGGCGAAAUUGAGAUCGCAUUGAGGUUUUCUUGCUCGUCAUGGAUCAGUCUCAUUCAAGCAUAUGCUAACCCAAUGUUGCCUAGGAUGCAUUAUGUGAAACCUAUGGGUCCAGCUCAACAAGACAUUUUGAGGCAUAGUGCUAUGAGGAUUGUCACAACAAGGUUGGCUCGGUCCGAACCAGCUUUGGGCCAAGAAGUUGUCCAAUUCAUGUUGGAUUCGGACAUGCACAUGUGGAGCAUGAGACGAAGCAAGGCGAAUUGGUUCCGGGUUGUGGGUUGCUUGUCUAAGGCAGCCACUUUAGUCCGUUGGCUCGAUGGGAUCAAAACAUGGGUGCAUCCUCCGACCACCGUUUUGGUCCAUGUCCUAUUAGUGGCCAUAGUACUAUGCCCGCAUCUAGUGUUGCCAACAAUUUUCAUGUACGCUUUCUUAAUCAUAGCAUUAAGGUUUCGGUAUCGCCAACGUGUAUCCAUCACAAUGGACCCUAGGUUGUCCUACGUCGAUGCAGUGGGACCUGACGAACUUGACGAAGAAUUUGAUGGAUUCCCAACUACCCGAUCGGUUGACCAAGUUCGUGUUCGAUACGACCGACUACGUGCCCUAGCCGGACGGGCCCAAACCCUACUAGGUGAUCUAGCAGCUCAAGGCGAAAGAUUGGAGGCAUUGUUCAAUUGGAAGGACCCUAGGGCGACCGGCAUAUUCGUGGUGGUAUGCUUACUUGCUUCCUUACUGUUCUAUGUGGUACCUUUCAAGGCCUUCGUGUUAGGGUCGGGAUUCUACUCCCUCCGCCAUCCGAGGUUUCGCGACGACAUGCCAUCUGUACCGAUGAACUUUUUCCGAAGGCUACCGCCCCAAUCCGAUCGAAUCCUCUAGACGAAUUUUCAUUUAUUGUUUUAUUUAAUAUAUUUUUGACAAGAUUGUGAUGGAAAUUAAAUUUGAUUAGGGAAGUCAAUUUGAUGCACUUUCCCGGUGUAGUAGUAGUAGGAGUUGGUGCUGUUUGAUUAUGUAAACGUGGAGUGGUGGAAUUGAAUAGUAUUUAUUUCUCUGUCUUAAUUAAACUCAUAAAUAUAUGCAUCGAAUAAAGAGACCGCAGAA